This is a messenger RNA of Lacerta agilis (Sand lizard), 946 nucleotides long. RefSeq names its product protein NKG7-like. Gene Ontology annotation, cellular component: plasma membrane. The transcript is spliced from 5 exons. The coding region runs from base 267 to 782 and encodes 171 amino acids. The record is from RefSeq and is a predicted model, not a curated record. NCBI's taxonomy places the organism in Eukaryota, Metazoa, Chordata, Lepidosauria, Squamata, Lacertidae.
AAAGAGUGUGGAGACUACCUCCGCUUUGAAGGCUCCUUCCUUUGCAACCACAGCUCUGUCCUGACCCCACGCUGACAAGGACCAGCCUUUCCUCCUACAAAACCUCAAGCCAGCAGCUCCUGACACAGGUUUUCCUGCUCUGGAGUCCUCAGCAUCGCUAUCUGACCAACACUUGUUCUUUCCACAAAGAGAGCCAGGGUGCUUCCAGGCAAGAAACCAGCCUACGGGGGUUAAUUUUGCCAAGGCUCUUCCAUACAAUCGUAAGGAUGCUGCUCUGCAGAAUCUUAAGCAUACCAGUAGCUUCCAUAAGCAUCAUUGCUCUGUUCAUUGCCCUGACCACCGAUUACUGGCUAGUGGCUUAUGGACCGGCUGGCAUCGCCCACAGUGGCCUCUGGCAGGAGUGCAUGGGUGGAAACUGCUGGACGCCAACCAAAGCUAAUGAAUACAUCCUUGCCACACGUGCGUUCCUGAUCUUGGGCUCCCUGGCAGCUUUGGCCUUGGUCAUUUCUCUUACCGCCUCCUUCAUGCCUUGCGACUGUGGCUUCCUUGGCGGAGCCUUCGUCACGUCCAUUGUUGCCUUCUCAGGUGCACUCUUCACUCUUGUUGGUGUUGUCGUAUUCACUGCUGAAUCCUGGGGGAAGAACAGGGACCCUCAAAUCCAGCUCACCUAUGAGUGGUCCUUCUAUCUUGCCUGGGUAGCAUUUCCCAUGCUGCUCCUGACUGGGAUCUUCAGCCUUGUUGCUCACUUGUGCCCUUCGAGGCCUGGCUAUGAGAAUGUGUGAGGACCUGGUUCCUAAGAAGCAAAGGCAACCUUGCGAUGCAGUUGACACACAACAGACAAAGGAAGCCUGUUCCCUCCCCUUCCCAUGCCAGCAAAAUCCCCUUCACAACUGUCCCAAUCGUGCUUUCAUCCCCAAUCCAUUCACAGCACCCCCUACAGGGCGUC